GCCGUUCCCCGUCUGUACUUUCAUUCAACGAAAGCCAUGCCUGCCCUAGCAGGCCCUUCAAAUCCGAACAAGCAGAAUCAAAAGAAAAGGCAACGCCCAGCAGUCAAAGCCGGUAAAGUCAAAAAGAUCUCGGAACAACAGCAACUCAAUGCACUCAAGCAGGCUGUCCUUGAAUAUGAUGCUACGAGUUCUUCACGAGCGUUCGCCGAUCUACCUAUUUCAAACUACACGAAACGUGGUCUUAAGAAGGCGUUCUUCGUGGAUAUGACAGACAUCCAAGCCUCCAGCAUACACCUCGCAUUACAAGGGAAAGAUAUCCUUGGCGCCGCACGAACGGGCAGCGGCAAGACACUCGCGUUUCUCGUCCCCGUGCUGGAGAAUCUUUAUCGGAAUAAGUGGGGACCGCAGGAUGGGUUGGGAGCACUAAUUAUAUCACCAACUCGUGAGCUGGCAGUCCAGAUCUUUGACGUUCUCAGAUCAAUAGGCGGCUAUCAUGGCUUUUCGGCUGGGUUGGUCAUCGGUGGCAAGAAUCUCAAGGAUGAGCGGGAACGUCUGUCGCGCAUGAACAUCCUUGUAGCUACGCCAGGACGAUUGUUGCAGCAUAUGGACCAGACAUUCGGUUUUGAGUCGGAUAAUCUGCAGAUGCUUGUUCUUGACGAAGCUGAUCGGAUUCUCGACAUGGGCUUCGCCCGAACGCUCUCCGCACUCCUCUCCCACCUCCCCAAAUCUCGCCAAACCCUUCUCUUCUCAGCUACCCAGACCCAAUCUGUCGCGCAACUCGCCCGUCUCAGUCUCAAUGACCCCAUCCCCAUUGGCGUAGGCGACGUCACCUCCUCAUCUACCAUGCCCUCCUCGCUCUCGCAGCACUUCUCUAUCGUCCCUCUCGACCGCAAACUCGACGUGCUCUGGUCCUUCCUCAAGACGCACCUCAAGUCCAAGGUGAUUGUUUUCCUCUCGAGCGGGAAGCAAGUUCGCUUCGUCUUCGAGACUUUCCGCCGCAUGCAGCCCGGCGUGCCGCUCCUCCACCUGCACGGAAAACAGAAGCAGACAGCACGAUUGAACACGUAUGCGAGGUUCACGGGUAUGCAAAACGCGGUACUAUUUGCGACGGAUAUUGCGGCCAGAGGGCUGGACUUCCCAUCGAUUGACUGGGUCGUGCAAGUUGACGCGCCCGAGGACGCAGAUACGUAUAUUCAUCGCGUUGGGCGAACGGCGCGGUACGAUAGUGCGGGCAAGGGACUGCUCUUGCUGCUGCCGAGCGAAGAGGAGGGCAUGAAGGCCGCCCUCGACAAGAAGGGGAUCAAGAUUGAGAAUAUCAAGAUCCGGGAUAGCAAAACUCAGAGCAUACAAAAUCAGUUGCAGAACCUUGCCUUCCAAGAGCCUGAAAUUAAGUAUCUGGGUCAACGAGCUUUCGUAUCAUAUGUGCGGUCUGUCCACUUGCAGAAGGACAAAUCGAUAUUUAAGCUCGAUGAGCUCCCUGUGGAAAGUUUUGCCGAGUCUUUGGGUUUGCCAGGAGCACCAAAAAUCAAAUUCCUCAGUCGCGAGCUGGCCAAGAAGCAGAAAAAUGCAUCGCACGAUGUUGCCAAACUCGACAUCAACAUUGCGACAGAAAAGGAAGAGGUCGCAAACUCAUCAGAGGCCGAAGAAAGUGAUGAUGAUGGAAGCGGAGGCGAUUCUGAGGACGUGGAAGAGGGUGACGAAGAACGAUUAUCUGAUGACAAUUCACAGCAGAUCGACGUGCAGCGAGAAGAAGAUAAAUCAAUACCUGAGAAGAAGGGUGUUCGUACUAAAUACGAUCGCAUGUUCGAGCGCAAAAACCAGAACAUCCUCUCAGCCCACUACACGAAGAUGAUCGAACACGAAGAUGGGCAGGAGAACGGUGAGGAGGACUUCAUCACCCUCAAACGCGCAGACCACGACCUUUCCGAUGCCGGGAGCUCCGAUGAGGAUGACGCGAUGGCCGAGGCCGAGGCAGCGAACUUGUCAAGGCGCAAGGAGAAGCUCUCGCGCACGAAGCGUGCGAUCGCGAAGUACGGCCAACUGAGCCAAAAACUGGUGUUCGACGACGAGGGCAAGCCCCACGAGAUUUACGAGAUGGUCGACCCGUCCGAGUUUUACAAGGGGGGCAUGGAGGGCGCAAAGGAGGCCGGGAAGGUGUUUGUGGAAGGAGAGAAGAGUAAGCUGAAGGUGGCGGACUUGCAGGACAAGUUGGAGGCGAAGGCAAAGAAGCAGGAAAAGAAGCGGAAGCAGAAGGAGCGGGAGCGGGGGUCUCGUCCUGACGCGGACGAUAGCGGGAGCGACGAGGGCAUGGGGCCUGCCAUUGCUUCUACUGAAGAAGACGAUGGCUACAGCUCUCCUGAUCUCGAUGUUCCAAGCGCAAGCGAGAGUGAGCCUGAAGAGGCACCUCCCUCGAAACGAAGGAAAGGAGUUACUCCCGACCAGAGCAAAAGACAGCAAUCAGCAGACCUUGACGACGAGGAAGAGUUGGCUUUGCGUCUCUUACGGCAAAGAUGACCACCCUCUGACAUGGAUCAGCAUGAUGCUGGUCAUGACGUUCUGCGUAGAGCUAUUGCCCACAGUGACGUAGUUAGCCAAGCUAGUAUGCUAUGUUUGGUGGUCCAAUCCUAUUAUCAUUGAACAUGUAUGCGUCGUUAACGGUCUUGAGACGUCUAGGCGCUUGUGAACCUUUGGUGGCUGUUGUG
This is a messenger RNA of Coniophora puteana RWD-64-598 SS2, 2702 nucleotides long. RefSeq names its product DEAD-domain-containing protein. The record is from RefSeq and is a predicted model, not a curated record. Bases 37 to 2514 code for a protein of 825 amino acids. Lineage: Eukaryota; Fungi; Basidiomycota; Agaricomycetes; Boletales; Coniophoraceae. Gene Ontology annotation, biological process: rRNA processing. Gene Ontology annotation, cellular component: nucleus. The transcript is spliced from 8 exons. Gene Ontology annotation, molecular function: RNA helicase activity; nucleic acid binding; ATP binding.